Molecule: messenger RNA, 444 nt
Organism: Penicillium cosmopolitanum
Lineage: Eukaryota; Fungi; Ascomycota; Eurotiomycetes; Eurotiales; Aspergillaceae
Exons: 2
Coding region: 1-444 (147 amino acids)
Source: RefSeq, a predicted model, not a curated record
AUGGGAAGGGUUUUGAACAUCUUUACAAGAUUUCGCAGAAAGCCCCGUACCAAAAAGUUCGAACUCAACCACGUACCAUUGUGCACGCCUCAGUCCGCUCUUGACAAGAAGAUCUUUUAUCCCAACUGGAAGCCUAGGCCCGAAUGGAGACGUCGAAGAGGCCUUGACUUUGUUGGGAACCCUUGCUGGAUAUUCACGAGCCCAGAUGACCCAGAUCUCCACUUCGACGAGAUGCAACUGAAGCUCUACCGAAACCUCUCCUUUCGUCCGGUCUUCGAAAAUUUACAACUCACCUACGAGCACACCAAAGACCCUCCGCUUGAAUGCAUCACCAGUCCGGCUGCUUUGGAAACCGCAAAACCGUAUUGCAUCGGCGAAUAUUGCUCUUGGAAAGAUGAAGUCAUUGUGGAGGAUAGCUGGGACCUUAAGCUUCAGUGCAUCUAA